This is a messenger RNA of Caenorhabditis sp. 36 PRJEB53466, 743 nucleotides long. NCBI's taxonomy places the organism in Eukaryota, Metazoa, Nematoda, Chromadorea, Rhabditida, Rhabditidae. The record is from the annotation of a GenBank genome assembly.
AUGAAUAGGGAAGGAAUUACUCCUCAGCAGCAGAAGGGGCCAACGUGAGAAAUUCUGAUCAUUACUGCCAACGAUAUUCAUUUACAGAUGCGGGUUAGUGGCACUUUCCAUGUGUUUGGAAUAUUUCGGAGUCAAAGUGAACGUUGAGAAGAUUCUGGAAACAGCGAAAGAGAAGGGAUUCACGAAGCAGGGAGAAAUGUAUUCAGCCGACUUCCUCGCCGACCUCACCAAUCAAUUCCUCCCGAAUUCUGCAGUUGUUCGUGGCUUUCCCGAUGCGAAAACCCUUUCUCAGUCGAUUUGUGACGGAAAGCUCAUUCUGAUCGCCUACGAUUGUGGUCCGAAUUACCAGCCAGUUCAAGUGAAAGGACACUCGGCGCACUGGUUGCUCGCGGUUCGAAAAUUUGUCUUUUUUUAAGAAAAAUAUAUAAUUUUCAGUGUGGAUUCGUUGAAAAACGCAGUGGGCACGGAUUUCGGACGACGAGGGAAUCGACGGAGAAUCCGGAAGACGUGGCAAUUGUCGGAUAUCAAGGGAAAAGCACGUGAGUUGCUCAUCAAAAGGGAAUUCUGUCAAUCCGGAGAAUUCCAGAACUCUUGAUGUGUUUCCAUUCUCCGAAGUGCUCGUCAGCAAUGCCCAGCUAUUGGAGGCCGGAUUGAAAAGAGAUCCAGCCGAGUACAUCAUCCCGAACGCGAGCGAUCUUUCACACAUUCGAAACCGUGUCGUCGAAGUUUACAUAAAGACUUGA